GCUUCACAUGCGCGGGUCCCGCCGCAGCACAACGCGCAGCAGCGGGGCGACAGCGGGGGCAAAGGCGGCGGUGCCGCCGAUCGGUGGGGAAAGGCCGCCCGCUCUCCGCCGGGGCGGAGCAGCCGGAAGCUCCCGCCCUCGGGGGCGAAGGCCGCGAGGCGCCGCAGGUGAGGCCGCCUGGGCGGGGCGGCGCGAGCGCAGGUGCUGAGGGCGCGGAGCGCAUCGCUAGGCGCUCCCAGGCCGCCCCCCUCGCUGGCUCUCUGGCGGGAUCGCCCCUGUUCCACCGCUUGGCGCCGCCGCCUUUCGGACCGCGCGGCAGCUUCCUCCCGUCGGACGAACGCGAGGCGGCCGUAGCGGGGUCCCGGGAGCGUCUUGGCGCUGGGCCGAGUACCAGCCAUGUCGAGGAACGCCGGCUCGGAGGGUGAGCGGUCCGGCAGGUCCCUGCUGCCCCGUGGAACCAGCCCCGCCGACUCCCCGCUCUGCCGGGACCCGGAGCCGGGGUCCGCCGCCGCCUUGCCACCGCCCCCGCUCCCCCUGCAGCCUCCCUUCGGCCCCGACGACUACCCUGGGGAGGGCAGCCCUGGCCCGGGACGGCUGGCCGACCUCAAGCCGGUCCGGCGAUUCAUCCCGGAUUCGUGGAAGAACUUCUUCAAAGGCAGACGUAACAACGGCUCCAGUUGGGACGGCACAGCCUCCGAUAUCAGGUACAUCUCCGACGGGGUCGAAUGCUCGCCGCCGUCCUCCCCGGCUGCUCCGCGGCGGCAGCCCAAGUCGGUGCCCGGCUCCUACAAGGAACCUUACGGAGGAUCGGCCGGGAGCUACAACUCGCGUAAAGAGGCCGAGGCCAUGCUGCCCGUGGACCCCUUCGGGUCGCUGGAGCACCGCGCCGCCACCGGCCAGACCUACAGCGAGCGGGUGGAGGCCUACCACCAGCGCUACGCCUACAUGAAGUCCUGGGCCGGCCUGCUCAGGAUCCUCUGCGUGGUGGAACUGCUGCUGGGCGCCGCCGUCUUCGCCUGCGUCACGGCCUACGUGCACAAGGAUAACGAGUGGUACAAUAUGUUUGGGUACUCUCAGCCCUACAGCUACGGGGCCGGCAGCGUCUACGGAGGCUACUCCUAUAGCGGACCCAAGACACCCUUCAUCCUGGUGGCGGCAGGCAUGGCGUGGAUAGUCACGAUGGUGCUGCUGGUACUGGGCAUGUCGAUGUACUACCGGACGAUCCUUCUCGAUUCCAACUGGUGGCCGCUGACUGAGUUCGGAAUUAACGUGGCCUUGUUCCUUCUGUACAUGUCAGCCGCCAUAGUGUACGUAAAUGAUACCAACCGAGGUGGGCUCUGCUAUUACCAGUUAUUUAAGACCCCGAUAAAUGCAUCAUUUUGCCGUGUAGAGGGAGGUCAGACAGCAGCGAUCAUUUUCUUGUUUGUCACGGUGAUCAUCUAUCUCAUUAGUGCCGUUGUUGCUCUAAAGUUAUGGAGGCAUGAAGCAGCUAGGAGGCACAGGAAACUAAUGGAACGGGAGAUGAAAACACAGUCCUGUUUUCCAGAAAAGAAGCAGUAUGAAAGUGAUGACAGACCAAGAGAAGAGACCACUUAUAGGCAGCUUAAAUCAGUGGAAAGAAAACCGGAACUGCUUAAUGGUCAUAUACCCGCAGGCCACAUUCCUAAACCUAUAGUGAUGCCAGACUACUUAGCGAAAUACCCAGCAAUUCAAACCAAUGAAAUGCGAGACCGGUACAAAGCGGUAUUCAAUGAUCAGUUUGCCGAAUACAAAGAACUGUCUGUGGAAGUUCAUGCUGUGUUAAAAAAGUUUGAUGAGCUGGAUGCAUUACUGAGACAGCUUCCUCACCAUCCUGAAAGCAUAUAUGAACAAGAAAGGAUAUCAAAAGUUCUGCAGGAGUAUAAGAAGAAGAAAAACGAUCCUGCAUUUCUGGAGAAAAAGGAGCGUUGUGAAUACCUAAAGAAUAAGCUUUCUCACAUAAAACAGCGAAUUCAGGACUAUGAUAAAGUUAUGAAUUGGAAUGUGGAAACCUAGCUGUGCCUUCACUCUGUGGAUACAAUUUCCUAUUUUUUAAAUCAAUUUGCAUAUUUUAAACUAUUUAUUUACUCUGAGAACAGUACACUUAUGGGGAUUGAUCAAUCACUUUCUCACUUACUUAAAUGUUGACCAUUACUGGUAUAUUUUGUGUGCAGAUCCCGUUUUAAAUCAAUGUUACAAGGUUAUCAGGUUUGGAACACCUGAGCAAACAUUCUGCCUUUUAUAUGUUGUACACAACCUGGCCUCAUGAAGGUGAAUACUUUAUUUGAAAAUACCAUAUUGGUAAACAUUGCAAAGCUCACCAGAGAAAGCAGUUCUAAGUACCACAUCAAAAGUUUGCACAGAAAUCAUAUUAACCGUUGCAGAUUUUAUGUAUAGGUAACAUCUUAAUGAUAACAGAAAAAGUUGAGCUGUUCUCUCUGGCUGGGGCUUGCCAGGAGUCCUUAGUAUGAAUGAUUGUGAAAUGCAAAAUAACUUCCUACUUAAGUAUCUACCUUUGUUCUUCAGUACGGGAAACGUGUGGAGGGGAGUGUUUGGGUUUUGUUGUUUAGGCUUUAGGGUAUUUUAUUUCCCUGCUUAGAGCUGAUGCAACAAAUUUAUACAUGGCCUUACAGGAAGGGAGGUAUAGGAUGAGACUCCAGUUAGUGUUCCAUUACUGUUGCUGUGGGCCAGUAUGCUCUGCAUACCUUUCUGAGUCAUCUUAGUAGGAAGCCACAGGUUUAAAGACAAAAAACACUUUCUUCUUCAUCAGCAAGCAACAGGACUCCUGUAGGCUGCAGCUGUCUCUGAAAUCGGCAUUCCACAAAGUUAAUCUUCAGAGUAUGAAUUAUUAGUGUCCUUAUUAUAAGGCCAGGUAAAAUAUUUUAAUAGACGAGUUUUCUGGAACGUAUCUGCUGUAAUUCAGUAUACAUUUUUAUAUUUUUAUCAUGGGGAUAGAUCUGUAUGUGCAAAUGUUUUCAUAAGCCAGUAAAUUUCCUCUUUGUAUCCCUUUUCACUUCUUUGUUUACUUUUUUACUUACUAAAAUUGUUAGCAGCAUUGAUAUUUUUGUAGUACAGUUUCUACAGCUGCAAUUUAUCUGUUCUGAAAUACGUUUUCAUUUGAAAAAUAAAACCAAACCCACAACCUGAACCUCCAAACCCACUAGUGUAGCUAUAUUAUUCUACCACUUAUAAAGGCAUUUUGUUAGAAAAAGGGUGCUAUGAUUAAGGUCGCUUCAAAUUUUUGCUAGUGAUCACUUUUUCUUUAAAAGGAAAUUUCAUCUUUUUAAAGGCAAGACAUCAGGAGAGCAGUUUCCAGUUUAGAACAGUGGUGAUAGUAUCAGCUUUGUUCCUCAGUACUGGAAUCAAUUAAUAUACCUCACUCUGGCAGUUACCGCCUUUCUGAUCCCCUUAUGAUUCACACUGCAGUCCUAAUGCCUGCAAGCCCACUUUCAUAUUUAUAAAGUUAGCAUUCCAGUUUUAUCAGCCACUUAAUUCCAGAAGUUUUAGUGAAUGCUGUCUCAUCUACCUGAAAGGUGUCUCAAUAUUUUCAUCAGUCUGAAAUCAGAAGACAGUCAGUGUUAUCCCUUGUUCUCUUUUCAGGUACCUUUCUUUCUGGUUCAGGUUUCUGUUCUUUUCAAAGCAGGGGAAGCUUCUCUAUCUUACAAAGGAGCUGGGACAAGUGUUUUAUGCCUGUAUCUUUGUUAAACUUUCCUUUAUAAGAGAUAUCCAAAACCCUGCAAUCUAAGUGAUGUCACGCUGUUACGUGCAGGUUUUUUGUUCUCAAUGAGAUUUGUGGGCAUUGCAUUCUUAGUAGGAGAUUGAUCCAAGUUUAGGGUUGAUUGAUGUUUAUAAAGUGCUAAAAUGAAGCUGACUGAUGUCUGCUUUGGAAGAUUGACAGUCUGCAACCUUAAUAAGCCUUCUUCCCACAGGACAUUGAGACUCAACUCCAGGCUGCCUUUGACAGUGGCCAGUUUCAGUCUCUGGCCCUAGCCUGUUAGAUCCUGCUUGCAUAGCUUCUGCAGAACCACUGUGUGUCUCCUUUCUUGUAAAGCUCCCAACAACUGGCCUGGGAAAAGGGGACACCAUGUCCAUGGCUGGAAGGAGGAAAUAAACCAAGCGGUGACAGCUGUAUGCAGAUGGCUCCAUUUUUCCAAGCAAGGUCUCACAGGUGUGACUGAGUGGAUUUUUGAGAAGCUGGGGAGAGAAGAUAUAUAUGUAAGAAUACUCCCUCCUGCUAGCCUUUUGAGUUUCAAAUAGGAUUAGCAUAGUGCAUGCCAUCAGGGCAUGCUGAGCACGGAGCCCCUGGAAGAGAUUUAUACCUUCUCAGCUUAGGGUGCAUCAGGGUAAUGACAUGUUGUGACCAUUACAGGAAAUUACUUGCUCAGUCCUGGAUGUGUUAUGGACCUCAGCGCUGACAGGCAGACACGGUGCAUACAACUGGUGCUAGAUUUGCUCUAAGCUGUCCAUGGAGGACUGUGCUCUGACCAUGCUAAAGAAAAAACAUUAGUCUAAAACAUUUUUCUCUCUAGGAGAAACGGAGAUCACUGAAGUAGGAAUCAGUGGCUGGGAGCUGAAGCCAGUCAAAUGCAAGACACAAAUUAGGGGGAAUUUGAGUGAGAAUUAGUUAGAAUUACCAAAGACAGUAUGUCUUGAUAUCCUUAAAGAAUAGAAGGUAUACUUCAGACAAAGCUAACUUGUGUUAGAUGCCUAUCACCUUGGCUCUCUGUGCAGCCUCUAGCCUCAACUCUGUGAACCUGUGUUGCAUGUACAAGUAAACAGUCUGUUGUGUGGUCUUACUGAUGUGACUGGGUUUUUGCAGAAGGUAGUCUGAAUCUUGCCAAGUAAUAUUGCCCUACAUUGAUGGUCAGAUAGCAUUCACUUUCAAUUACAGCCUAUCCUCAGACAUUGAGUGUGUCUAACAUGAAAUUUUAUCUUUUGUUUUUCCUCUUGGAAAUGUCUACCUGGCUCCACACAUCUAUGAAGGGAAAUCUCCAAGACAUUUGGAGUAACACAACAGUUUUGAAACUGAACUUGAAUAAAUCUAUAAAACAGUUGGGUUGUGGUGGUUUUUUUUGUUUUGGUCUUGAUAAAUAGCUGAAUAAUCCUGGAUCCAGAUAAAUGCAGCAAUAUCUGCAUGCUGUACUAAUUGGUACAUUUUUGCCAGGCAGAUAAAGCAGUGCCUAACAAAUGUAACCAAAAGUUUAUAUUGAAUAGUAGCUUUCAUGACAGUAUAUUAACUAAAAAUACUCAUGGCAAUGGAAAGCCUAAUUGAUUUGAAAUUGUAGAAUAAACUGUCCAGCAUUUAGUUUAUUAAUCUUUAAAUUGUGGUGAGAUUUGAGGCAUUUGUACAAUCAUUGUCUACAAAACAAUUAUUUAUUAUGCAUUCAUG
Molecule: messenger RNA, 5407 nt
Organism: Colius striatus (speckled mousebird)
Lineage: Eukaryota; Metazoa; Chordata; Aves; Coliiformes; Coliidae
Gene: MARVELD2
Product: MARVEL domain containing 2
Exons: 6
Coding region: 397-2034 (545 amino acids)
Biological process (GO): bicellular tight junction assembly
Cellular component (GO): bicellular tight junction; apical plasma membrane; cytoplasmic vesicle
Source: RefSeq, a predicted model, not a curated record